AUUUUCUUUGCCUGCUUCAUCUCUCUAGUUCCCUUUGUGUGAAAAAAAGAAGAAGAAAAUGGCUCAACAAAGGCUCCAGAACUACAUUGACAGCUUGAAGAACGAGGGUAUCAUGGAUGGAGAGUAUGAGGAGACCAGGAAAGUGCAGACCGGAGAAAAUCCUCCGAAUUUCAUGAUGGAUCUCAUCAACUCUUUCUUGAGCGACGGUCACAACAGCAUGAGAGAUCUGGCUGACCUUCUGGAAGCAAGGAAUGUGGAUUUUACUAAAGUCACUACUGCUGCUCAUGUGAUCAAAGGAGGAGGAAACAGCCUUGGCGGUUGUCGGGUGGUUGCAGCAGCUCGUGCUCUUAUAAAUGCUAGCUUUGAUCAGGACAAGCUAAGAUUAAGCUAUUGA
This is a messenger RNA of Rhodamnia argentea, 394 nucleotides long. RefSeq lists its product as uncharacterized. NCBI's taxonomy places the organism in Eukaryota, Viridiplantae, Streptophyta, Magnoliopsida, Myrtales, Myrtaceae. The transcript has 5 exons. Gene Ontology annotation, cellular component: nucleus; cytoplasm. The coding region runs from base 59 to 394 and encodes 111 amino acids. Gene Ontology annotation, molecular function: histidine phosphotransfer kinase activity; protein histidine kinase binding. Gene Ontology annotation, biological process: cytokinin-activated signaling pathway; phosphorylation; phosphorelay signal transduction system. The record is from RefSeq and is a predicted model, not a curated record.